This is a messenger RNA of Loxodonta africana (African savanna elephant), 2324 nucleotides long. It is a transcript of the gene GLYATL3, whose product is annotated as glycine-N-acyltransferase like 3. The transcript is spliced from 6 exons. Gene Ontology annotation, molecular function: glycine N-acyltransferase activity. Bases 647 to 1612 code for a protein of 321 amino acids. The record is from RefSeq and is a predicted model, not a curated record. Gene Ontology annotation, cellular component: mitochondrion. NCBI's taxonomy places the organism in Eukaryota, Metazoa, Chordata, Mammalia, Proboscidea, Elephantidae.
UCAAACUGAAGCACUCUCCAUCUGCCUUUGUGACAUGUGUGCUGUUCAUUAUCUCAAGGCUCAGGUAGUAUGUUACGUGCUGAGAUGCGCAUGUAAAUAAAUGCUUACACAGUGGUUGAAUUACAGCCAUUUGAGGUAUGGGAAUAAUCUUUGAAUGACUUCUCAUUUAGAAAAAAGGGUAAAAGAAUUAAAAUUCUCAGAAUUACUCUCAAUUCCACAAGUAACCUCCUUAGAAAAAAACCCCUCUCAGCCUUGGAAGUUUAAUGCAGCCAAAUCGCUUCCUUCUAAAUAAAUAAAAAUACAUACGGGGUGACUCUACAUUAUUUCUCAUGCUCCAUUUCCCUGUGCCCUAUUUCCUAUUUUAUUCCUUUUCAUAAGAUCCUGAUGUAUAGAUAAGUUUUAUGUCUAGAAAAUGUCCAUCUCUAAAUCAAGAUUAGUAUCCAUUCAUUAGUUUUUACACCCUAAGAUUAAGUGUGAUAGUAUGACGGAAACUAGAUACAGUGAAAAUACUCGUGCUGUAUGUGAGAUGGUUUUCACCUUACCGAAAACGUAAACACUUCCUACGGGUGUGAGUACUUUUCUCUCUCUCUCCUCCCACUAAGGACUAAUUAAGGAAGCAGACUUGAAGGAUAAACUCAUCGAUUACAUGGAAAAAGCCGCUGCACUGGUAUACGUACGGCUGAAAGACCUCAGUUUCAGAUUGAACUCUCAGCAGCAGUGUGGAAUUGCAAGAGCCCUGGAAAAGAUGUUGGUGUUAAAUUGUUCCACCAAAUUACUGAUACUGGAGAAAAUGUUGAAGAAUCACUUUCCUGAAUCACUCAAGGUUUAUGGAGCAGUGAUGAACAUAAAUCGUGGAAAUCCUUUUCAAAAGGAACUAGUGUUGGAUUCAUGGCCAGACUUCAAAGCUGUCAUCACCCGACGGCAGAGAGAGGCUGAGACAGAUAACCUGGACCAUUAUACUAAUGCCUAUGCUGUGUUCUACAAAGAUGUCAGGGCUUACCAACAGCUAUUGAAAGAACGAGAUGUUAUCAACUGGGACCAGGUUUUUCAAAUACAAGGGCUGCAGAGUGACUUAUACGAUGCUUCCAAAGCUGUUGCCAACUCAAAGCAGUUGGAUGUAAAGCUAACUUCCUUCAAGGCGGUUCGUUUUUCUCCUAUUUCAACUGUGCCAGACAUCAGUUCCCUAAUGGGGUCUUCCCCACGACUAACCUACUUGAGUGUCGCUGAUGCUGAUCUACUCAACCAGACUUGGUCACGGGGCGGCAAUGAACAGUGUCUCCGGUACAUCACCAGCCUCAUCUCUUGCUUCCCCAGUGUGUGUGUCCGUGAUGAGAGGGGAAGCCCGGUCUCCUGGUCUAUCACAGACCAGUUUGCCACCAUGUGCCAUGGCUACACCCUGCCUGAGCAUCGCAGGAAAGGUUAUAGCCAACUGGUGGCCCUCACACUGGCCAGAAAGCUGCAAAGCCGGGGAUUCCCUUCUCAGGGCAAUGUCCUGGAUGACAACAUUGCAUCCAUAAGCCUCCUGAAGAGUGUCCAUGCUGAAUUUUUGCCUUGUCGAUUUUAUAGGCUUAUUCUUACCCCUGCAACUUUCUCUGGUCAAGCUCACCUCUAGCCCAGAAAAACUCUAGGAAUUGUCUUACUUUCCCUGAACACAUACCCACACUUUAGCUGCCAGUGUGGGGAGAAUUAAAAUUGGAAUUGGGAAUCUAGGGUUGUUGAAAAGGGGCUGUAGAAGACAUGUUGGAUCAGCUCUGAGAAGCCUUCCUUCUUUGAGCCUCAAGUUUCUGUGCUAAAUAACUGUAAGGGUCAGGAGUAGCCAUGUCUGAGUAUAGAGAAUGAUUGUCUUCCUUUGGGAUCCACUGCAGGAAAUAAGGUUUGAAAGCCAGGGGUUUUCAGCACCGUAGCAGAAAAACUGCAUGAGAGCAAAUGAUUUGAACAGGAGCUUGUGGCUACGGCUUCCUUGUGGCUGCUUGGACCUCUGCUCUGUAUUUACAUAUUCAGACCAGUUCCCUGCUGUCAAAAUGGCCAGGUACCCUGCUGCUGUAUCUCCCAACUUCUGUUCUCACCACCUCUGAAGUUCUCUGUAGAGUACCCUACUUUUAUUCCCUUUAAUUUACUGGCUCUCUCCUCCUGCCUUUAACUCUAGCCUAUAAUUCUUCCCCAUGAAUGCUUGAAAGCAAUGGCUCCCACAUUUCAGUGUGUGUGAAAAUCAGUUGAAGGGGAGAUUAUAACACAGAUUGCUGGGCUCCACCUCCAGAGUUUCUGAUUCUGUAGGUCUGGUGUAGGGCCUGAGGAUCCACUUUUUUUUUUUUUUUUUUCUAUUG